CGCUCGCGCUCGCCCUCGGCUCCGGUUCCGCGCCCGGAGCCAGCGGCGGCGGCGGCGGCGGCGGAGGCGCAGCGGGAGCCGAGCCGGCUGCACUCAGGGGCUGGCGCUCUGCAAUGAGACAGUAGCUGCAUCCCCGCGUGUGCUGCUGCAGGGUAACAUCUGGACUGGAAUCGAGGCUCCUCUGGUGCUUGGAUGUCCCUAAAUUCCUGGAUCAUCUUGUUGAAGACCAUAUUGCUGCUAGAAGCUUCUCACACUCAGGAUCUUCUCAGCGAAACCGAUACUGCAUAAACUGAGAAUUUAGACACUCUGAGCGAAACCCAUCAAGUCAUCUAUGAAAAUGGUGGCGCUCUCCUUAAAGAUCUGUGUCCGUCACUGCAAUGUGGUGAAGACCAUGCAGUUUGAGCCGUCUACGGCCGUCUACGAUGCCUGUCGAGUCAUUCGGGAGCGCGUGCCCGAGGCACAGACUGGACAAGCCUCUGACUACGGGCUCUUUCUCUCUGAUGAAGACCCCAGGAAAGGAAUUUGGCUAGAAGCAGGACGGACACUGGAUUACUACAUGCUGCGGAAUGGGGAUAUCUUGGAGUACAAGAAGAAACAGAGGCCUCAGAAAAUCCGCAUGCUGGAUGGCGCUGUGAAGACGGUGAUGGUGGACGACUCUAAGACAGUUGGAGAGCUCCUGGUCACCAUCUGCAGCCGGAUAGGAAUAACAAAUUAUGAAGAAUACUCUUUAAUCCAAGAAACCAUUGAAGAAAAGAAAGAGGAAGGGACAGGCACACUCAAAAAAGACAGGACGUUGUUACGAGAUGAGCGGAAAAUGGAGAAGCUGAAGGCCAAACUCCACACGGAUGAUGACUUAAAUUGGCUAGAUCACAGCCGGACGUUCAGAGAGCAAGGCGUGGAUGAAAAUGAAACAUUGCUUCUUCGGCGGAAGUUCUUUUACUCUGAUCAGAAUGUGGAUUCCAGAGACCCGGUGCAGUUGAACUUGCUUUAUGUUCAGGCUCGGGAUGACAUCCUGAAUGGCUCUCACCCUGUCUCCUUCGAGAAGGCGUGUGAGUUUGGUGGAUUUCAAGCCCAGAUACAGUUUGGACCUCACGUGGAGCAUAAACACAAGCCUGGAUUCUUAGAUCUAAAGGAAUUCCUUCCGAAAGAAUACAUCAAGCAGAGAGGAGCCGAGAAGCGGAUAUUUCAGGAGCAUAAAAACUGCGGGGAGAUGAGUGAAAUAGAAGCCAAGGUCAAAUAUGUCAAACACGCCCGGUCCCUCCGGACUUAUGGAGUGUCCUUUUUCCUGGUGAAGGAGAAAAUGAAGGGCAAGAACAAGCUGGUUCCCCGCCUCUUGGGCAUCACCAAGGAUUCUGUCAUGCGGGUGGAUGAGAAGACCAAGGAGGUGCUGCAGGAGUGGCCCCUCACCACAGUCAAGCGCUGGGCAGCUUCACCCAAGAGCUUCACACUGGAUUUUGGGGAGUACCAGGAAAGCUACUACUCAGUACAAACCACAGAGGGGGAGCAGAUUUCCCAGCUGAUUGCAGGAUACAUCGACAUCAUCCUCAAAAAGAAACAAAGCAAAGAUAGAUUUGGGCUGGAAGGGGAUGAGGAAUCAACCAUGUUAGAAGAGUCAGUUUCCCCAAAAAAGUCUACCAUCUUGCAGCAGCAGUUCAACCGGACUGGGAAAGCGGAACACGGCUCAGUGGCGUUGCCAGCUGUCAUGCGCUCUGGCUCCAGCGGGCCUGAGACUUUCAAUGUUGGUAGCAUGCCCUCGCCACAGCAGCAAGUCAUGGUUGGACAGAUGCACCGAGGACACAUGCCUCCGCUGACGUCGGCACAGCAAGCCCUUAUGGGGACCAUCAACACAAGCAUGCACGCUGUCCAGCAGGCUCAGGAUGACCUCAGCGAGCUCGACUCACUGCCACCUCUCGGACAAGAUAUGGCAUCUAGGGUAUGGGUUCAGAACAAAGUGGAUGAAUCCAAACAUGAAAUCCACUCUCAAGUCGAUGCUAUCACAGCUGGGACAGCUUCAGUUGUCAACCUCACGGCUGGUGACCCCGCUGACACUGACUACACAGCCGUGGGCUGUGCAAUCACGACAAUCUCGUCCAACCUGACCGAAAUGUCCAAGGGCGUAAAGCUGCUGGCGGCCCUCAUGGACGAUGACGUGGGCAGUGGAGAAGACCUUCUCAGAGCGGCCAGGACCCUCGCCGGGGCCGUGUCUGAUUUGCUGAAGGCCGUGCAGCCUACUUCUGGAGAGCCUCGACAGACUGUUUUGACUGCUGCUGGGAGCAUCGGCCAAGCCAGUGGUGAUCUCCUGAGACAGAUCGGAGAGAACGAGACAGAUGAGCGAUUCCAAGAUGUUUUAAUGAGUCUGGCUAAAGCUGUUGCCAAUGCCGCUGCCAUGUUGGUACUCAAGGCGAAGAAUGUGGCCCAGGUGGCCGAAGACACUGUCCUACAGAACAGAGUGAUUGCUGCAGCCACCCAGUGUGCUCUCUCCACCUCCCAGCUUGUGGCAUGUGCCAAGGUCGUGAGCCCCACCAUCAGCUCUCCUGUGUGCCAGGAGCAGCUGAUCGAGGCUGGGAAGCUGGUGGACCGCUCUGUGGAAAACUGUGUCCGUGCCUGCCAGGCGGCCACUGGCGACAGUGAACUUCUGAAGCAGGUCAGCGCGGCAGCCAGCGUGGUCAGCCAGGCCCUGCACGACCUCCUGCAGCACGUGCGGCAAUUCGCCAGCCGUGGCGAGCCCAUUGGCCGCUAUGACCAGGCCACCGACACUAUCAUGUGUGUCACCGAGAGCAUCUUCAGUUCCAUGGGUGAUGCUGGUGAGAUGGUACGCCAAGCUCGGGUACUGGCCCAGGCCACGUCUGAUCUUGUUAAUGCCAUGAGGUCAGAUGCGGAGGCUGAGAUUGACAUGGAGAAUUCUAAGAAGCUCCUCGCAGCUGCGAAGCUCCUGGCUGACUCCACUGCCCGCAUGGUGGAAGCCGCAAAGGGGGCUGCAGCCAACCCAGAGAAUGAAGACCAGCAGCAAAGGCUGAGAGAAGCUGCCGAAGGCCUCCGAGUAGCAACCAAUGCCGCUGCACAGAAUGCUAUUAAGAAGAAGAUCGUCAAUCGGCUGGAGGUUGCAGCCAAACAGGCUGCAGCUGCUGCCACACAGACCAUUGCAGCCUCCCAGAAUGCAGCUGUGUCCAACAAGAACCCCUCAGCCCAGCAGCAACUGGUCCAGAGCUGCAAGGCAGUGGCCGAUCACAUCCCUCAGCUCGUCCAGGGGGUGAGAGGGAGCCAAGCUCAAGCAGAAGACCUCAGCGCCCAGCUGGCCCUCAUCAUCUCCAGCCAGAAUUUCCUGCAGCCUGGAAGCAAAAUGGUGUCCUCUGCCAAGGCAGCUGUCCCCACUGUGAGUGACCAGGCUGCAGCCAUGCAGCUGAGUCAGUGUGCAAAGAACCUGGCGACCAGCCUGGCCGAGCUGCGUACCGCCUCGCAGAAGGCCCAUGAAGCCUGUGGUCCCAUGGAAAUCGAUUCCGCACUCAACACAGUGCAGACUCUCAAGAGUGAGCUGCAGGAUGCCAAGAUGGCCGCUGCAGAAAGUCAACUGAAACCACUUCCGGGAGAAACGCUAGAAAAGUGUGCUCAGGACCUGGGAAGCACCUCUAAGGGAGUGGGCUCCUCCAUGGCACAGCUCCUCACCUGCGCUGCUCAAGGCAACGAACACUACACAGGAGUGGCAGCUAGAGAAACCGCCCAAGCUCUGAAAACAUUGGCCCAGGCUGCCCGAGGAGUGGCUGCAUCCACAAAUGACCCCGAGGCUGCUCACGCCAUGUUAGAUUCUGCUCGGGAUGUGAUGGAAGGCUCUGCCAUGCUCAUCCAAGAAGCCAAGCAGGCCUUAAUUGCACCAGGCGAUACAGAAAGUCAGCAGAGGCUAGCCCAGGUGGCGAAAGCCGUGUCUCACUCCUUGAAUAACUGCGUGAAUUGCCUCCCUGGCCAGAAGGAUGUGGAUGUGGCCUUGAAGAGCAUCGGGGAGUCCAGCAAAAAGCUGCUUGUAGAUUCGCUACCUCCAAGCACAAAGCCUUUCCAGGAAGCCCAGAGCGAGCUGAACCAGGCUGCUGCUGAUCUGAACCAGUCUGCAGGGGAAGUCGUCCACGCCACUCGGGGCCAGAGUGGAGAGCUGGCGGCUGCUUCCGGAAAGUUCAGUGAUGACUUUGAUGAAUUCCUGGAUGCUGGCAUUGAGAUGGCUGGCCAGGCGCAGACGAAAGAAGAUCAGAUGCAAGUGAUAGGGAACCUCAAGAACAUCUCUAUGGCAUCCAGCAAGCUGCUGUUAGCCGCCAAGUCUCUCUCGGUAGAUCCUGGAGCUCCCAAUGCAAAAAACCUCCUGGCUGCGGCUGCAAGAGCUGUGACAGAGAGCAUCAAUCAGCUCAUCAUGUUGUGUACCCAGCAGGCCCCUGGGCAGAAGGAGUGUGACAAUGCCCUGCGGGAGCUUGAGACUGUCAAGGGGAUGCUGGAAAAUCCCAAUGAACCUGUGAGUGACCUCUCUUACUUCGACUGCAUUGAGAGCGUGAUGGAAAACUCCAAGGUUCUGGGCGAGUCAAUGGCAGGAAUUUCACAGAAUGCCAAGACUGGGGACCUCCCUGCCUUUGGGGAAUGUGUGGGGAUUGCAUCCAAGGCUCUCUGUGGAUUGACAGAGGCAGCGGCCCAGGCUGCCUACCUGGUUGGCAUCUCUGAUCCAAACAGCCAGGCAGGCCACCAAGGCCUGGUGGACCCCAUCCAGUUUGCCAGGGCUAACCAAGCAAUCCAGAUGGCAUGCCAGAACCUGGUGGACCCUGGCAGCAGCCCAUCGCAGGUUCUGUCGGCUGCCACGAUUGUUGCCAAGCACACCUCAGCCUUAUGCAACGCCUGUCGCAUCGCCUCAUCCAAGACGGCCAACCCUGUGGCCAAGCGGCACUUUGUCCAGUCCGCCAAGGAGGUCGCCAACAGCACCGCCAACCUAGUCAAGACCAUCAAGGCCCUGGAUGGGGAUUUCUCUGAAGACAACCGCAAUAAGUGCCGUAUUGCUACCACCCCCUUGAUUGAAGCUGUGGAGAACCUGACAGCAUUUGCAUCAAACCCUGAGUUUGUCAGCGUUCCCGCCCAGAUCAGCUCCGAGGGCUCCCAGGCACAGGAACCAAUCUUGGUCUCGGCCAAGACCAUGCUGGAGAGCUCAUCGUACCUCAUCCGCACCGCACGCUCUCUGGCCAUCAAUCCCAAAGAUCCACCCACCUGGUCUGUGCUGGCUGGACAUUCGCACACGGUGUCGGACUCCAUUAAGAGCCUCAUCACCUCCAUCAGGGACAAAGCCCCUGGGCAGAGGGAAUGCGACUACUCCAUCGAUGGCAUCAACCGGUGCAUCAGGGACAUUGAGCAGGCCUCGCUGGCGGCAGUCAGCCAGAGCCUGGCCACAAGGGACGACAUCUCUGUGGAGGCCCUGCAGGAGCAGCUGACCUCAGUGGUCCAGGAAAUCGGGCAUCUUAUUGAUCCCAUUGCCACAGCAGCUCGAGGAGAAGCUGCCCAGCUGGGACAUAAGGUGACACAGCUGGCAAGCUACUUCGAGCCCUUGAUCUUAGCUGCAGUUGGUGUUGCCUCCAAGAUGCUGGACCAUCAACAGCAGAUGACAGUGCUGGACCAGACCAAGACACUCGCAGAGUCUGCCCUGCAGAUGCUGUACGCAGCCAAAGAAGGUGGAGGAAACCCCAAGGCACAGCACACCCACGAUGCCAUCACGGAGGCUGCACAACUGAUGAAGGAAGCUGUGGAUGACAUCAUGGUGACACUGAAUGAAGCUGCCAGCGAGGUGGGGCUGGUGGGAGGCAUGGUGGAUGCCAUUGCAGAGGCCAUGAGCAAGCUGGAUGAAGGCACACCUCCAGAACCAAAGGGAACAUUCGUUGACUACCAAACGACCGUGGUUAAAUACUCCAAAGCGAUUGCUGUCACCGCUCAGGAAAUGAUGACUAAGUCGGUUACUAACCCGGAGGAGCUGGGAGGCCUGGCUUCACAAAUGACCAGUGACUAUGGGCACCUGGCUCUCCAGGGCCAGAUGGCAGCAGCCACCGCCGAACCAGAGGAGAUCGGAUUUCAGAUUCGCACACGUGUGCAGGACCUGGGUCAUGGCUGUAUCUUCCUGGUGCAGAAGGCAGGGGCCCUCCAGGUGUGCCCCACAGACAGCUAUACCAAGAGAGAGCUGAUCGAGUGUGCCCGUUCCGUCACUGAGAAGGUAUCCUUGGUGCUCUCCGCUCUCCAGGCUGGGAACAAGGGGACCCAAGCAUGCAUCACGGCUGCUACUGCUGUUUCUGGGAUCAUCGCCGACCUGGAUACCACCAUCAUGUUUGCAACAGCAGGGACACUGAAUGCAGAGAAUGGCGAGACCUUUGCAGAUCACAGGGAGAACAUUCUGAAGACAGCAAAGGCCUUGGUGGAAGACACUAAGCUGCUCGUGUCAGGGGCCGCAUCAACUCCAGACAAGCUGGCCCAGGCCGCUCAGUCCUCUGCAGCUACCAUCACCCAGCUUGCCGAGGUGGUCAAACUGGGGGCUGCCAGCCUGGGCUCCAAUGACCCUGAGACCCAGGUGGUGCUGAUAAAUGCCAUCAAAGACGUGGCCAAGGCUCUUUCUGAUCUCAUUGGUGCUACCAAGGGAGCUGCUAGCAAGCCAGCUGAUGACCCCUCCAUGUACCAGCUCAAAGGAGCUGCCAAGGUGAUGGUGACCAAUGUCACCUCUCUCCUUAAGACUGUGAAGGCGGUGGAAGAUGAAGCCACCCGGGGCACAAGGGCACUUGAGGCCACCAUCGAGUACAUAAAGCAAGAACUCACAGUGUUCCAGUCAAAAGACAUACCUGAGAAGACAUCAUCACCCGAAGAAUCAAUCAGAAUGACGAAAGGCAUCACUAUGGCAACAGCCAAAGCCGUGGCAGCUGGGAAUUCAUGUAGACAGGAAGACGUGAUCGCAACCGCCAAUCUGAGCAGGAAGGCUGUCUCAGAUAUGUUGACAGCUUGCAAGCAAGCAUCCUUCUACCCUGAUGUCAGCGAAGAGGUACGAACCAGAGCCUUGCGGUACGGCACUGAAUGCACUCUGGGCUACUUGGACCUUCUGGAACACGUCUUGGUGAUCCUUCAGAAGCCAACCCCAGAACUCAAACAUCAGUUGGCUGCUUUCUCCAAGAGGGUGGCCGGUGCCGUGACGGAGCUCAUCCAGGCCGCGGAAGCCAUGAAAGGAACAGAGUGGGUGGAUCCAGAAGACCCAACCGUCAUUGCAGAAACAGAGCUGCUGGGAGCUGCAGCAUCCAUUGAAGCCGCGGCCAAGAAGUUAGAGCAGCUGAAGCCGAGAGCAAAACCAAAGCAAGCAGACGAGACCCUGGAUUUUGAAGAACAGAUCUUAGAAGCCGCUAAGUCCAUUGCUGCUGCCACAAGUGCCCUGGUCAAAUCAGCCUCAGCAGCCCAGAGGGAGCUGGUGGCCCAAGGCAAGGUGGGCUCCAUCCCUGCCAACGCUGCUGAUGAUGGACAGUGGUCACAGGGGCUGAUCUCUGCCGCCCGGAUGGUGGCAGCAGCAACCAGCAGUCUCUGUGAGGCGGCCAAUGCCUCUGUUCAGGGACAUGCCAGCGAGGAAAAGCUCAUCUCAUCUGCCAAGCAGGUUGCGGCUUCGACCGCUCAGCUGCUGGUGGCCUGCAAGGUGAAGGCCGACCAGGAUUCAGAGGCCAUGAAGCGGCUACAGGUAAUGGUCACUGAUGCUGGUGGGAAAAUACUCCUGUUGGAGCGGGCAGCGGGAAACGCUGUGAAAAGAGCCUCAGACAAUCUUGUCCGUGCAGCCCAGAAGGCAGCUUUCGGCAAAGCUGACGAUGAUGAUGUUGUCGUGAAAACAAAGUUUGUGGGAGGCAUUGCUCAGAUCAUCGCAGCCCAGGAAGAAAUGCUAAAGAAAGAGCGAGAGCUGGAGGAAGCCCGGAAGAAGCUGGCCCAGAUCCGCCAGCAGCAGUAUAAAUUCCUACCCACCGAGCUGAGGGAGGAUGAGGGCUAGUGCCUGCCCACGAUGGCGAGCCCCAGGAGGUGGUGCCACCCCCGCCCCCCAACAAGAACUGGACAGAGCAGCGCUCCCAAGAGCCGGGCACUUCCUGGAAAUGCCUGGCCCUCUACCUGGAGUCUCUUUCUCACUCCUCGGUCCUGUUACCACCGACUGCAUGAUCAUGACCUCACGGUACAGUGUCCCACCACAGCCCCUCCAGCUCCCCUCGUGCCUCGCUUUAUCUCAGGAGAGAGGGGCACGCAUUUCAUGGACUGUUACCAAAAAGAGAGAAGUCAGUAUUAUGUUGUUCUCAGACACCUUAGUCUUUGUCCUCCAAGGCUGCUCCAGGGCCUCUGUGACAUCGCCACACUAGGAAAAGAACAACAGUGAUGGCCCACAGGACUCGUCAGUAUCGCGGACACAGAUAUUCUCUCACUAGAGAGAAGACAGAAGCUGGAGUCGGACACUGUUAGGAAAGCCAGAAACGCUCCCAGGUGGACUCUGGGUCUGGCGUCACAGAGGUCCUUGUAAGUUUGGAGCACUGAUUUGCCCACGGGGGUGAAGAACCCCUGCCCCGUUUGCACGCUUUUCUUGCCUCAGUGUGUAAGCUACUUGUACAAUCUACACCCAUCUUGUAUUCAUGUGACCCCAGAAAAAAUGGAAGUUAUUUUAUUUUUUUUCUCUCUCCGUAACCCAAAGGGCAGAGUUGUGGAAAGUGGUCAGGGUUUAGGUGGGCAGGGGCCCAAAUAAAAUCCUGGGCUCCUUACUCUGCAAGACUGUUUUGGUUCAUGCAAAUGAACACACACAAACUGUGUCCCUGAUGGGUCUCAGCGCAGCGCCCCCUGGAGGAAAAAUCAAGAGGGAUUUAGUUGGGAAUGAGGAGCCUCCCACCUUCAAGUCCCAUUAUCAGCUCCUGUGCUCUUAGGAGGGUCCAAGUUCAAGGUGGAAGGCUGUCUGUUUAGAACUUUCUCUGCUCUUCCAUCCCAAAGAGGGUAUUCCCCGCCCCCCUUCAUCUUACUACAGCAUAGAUCCCUGAGUUUACAUUUGAUCUGAGCCCCUGCCUAAGAUGAGGGGUGAAGGAUAAAUGGCCGAUGGCCAAGGGUCUAAUACCAAGCAAGCCCCGGCAGAUUUCCAUGAAUUCAUGAAGGGAAAACCAGAGUUAGUAGGGCCAUGCUGGGACUGUAGCUUGGCUGGUAGUGUUGGCCUGGCUAGCUGGCACAAAGCGGGUUCCAUUGCUGGCAUCACCUAAACUCGGUGUGAUGGCACAUGUCUACAACCCCAGCACUGGGGAGAUGAAGGCAGGAGAAUCAGAAGUUCAAGAUUAUCCUUAGCUACACAGUAAGUUAGAGACCACCUUGGCCACGUGAGACCCUGUCUCCCAAAGGGGCAAAAAAGGUAAUAGCGGCAUAUUGUUUUCAAGACUGAUGGCUGCUGAAGGCAGGCGCUCCCGUCCCUUAAUGAUCUGAUGCCAGUACCAUGGUGUGUGUUACACUCAGCACCUAGAUCCAGAUUUCUACCAAAGAAGAAAUAUUGGUAGUCUGGUGGGGAAAAAAAACAGUUGUCCUUCAACCUGGCCAGGAGAGUCUUCUCCAGCGGUUUACCCCUGUGCCACAGUUUUAAAAUAUAAUUAAAUUCAGAAGCUUCCCAGAUUAUAGGGACUUAUGAGUGCCCCCCAUGGGAAUUCUUUUCAGACAGGUAGAAGGAUAUACAGAGUGGGGUGUGGGUGGAGAGCUGAUGGUGAGCGCAUAUGGAGGGAAAGAGGGUGUGCAGGCUUCAGAUCCAGUAGAGGAGGAUGCUGGGGAGCCCUGGGUGCUCAUGGGAAAGCAGAUGGUCUUGCUCACCGUCUUUCAGUGGAACUCUUCAUGUCUCUGCUGGGGGCUUUCCAAAGCUAUUAAGUCAGACCCAAAAGUUCACGAUCAGGAUGUGAUAAUGACCUCAUGCAGCAGGACAGGAGGCCCUCCUGCAGCCAGCUCACCCUCCUUCCUGUAGGGUAUGCUUCUAGGCAGAGUUCUCUGUCCUUGCCCGGGGGUUGUUAAAAACCUUCACAGAAGUGAAUACUGGAGGAAAAUCUAUAACAAAUGAAAAGCAGAGGGCUGCCCUUUCUGGCUGUGAGGAGUGUUUCAGGAGAACAGGAGUCUGCCCUCCUGUCUGGACCGGUGUGCCUCUAGGAACUUGGCGGGGAGGUGGUUCCUAGGCAUCACCUGCCGUGGUCCUGUCUCACCUGUCCCUUGCUUGCCCAUGCGGCGUCCAUGUUUGUGAAAGUCCUUGUGGCUGGCUGGGUCUCUCCUCAUUUCAUAAAAUGGACGAAAUACUGGACUAUGGCCAUUACUUGAUAAAUGCUGCUGGUGGUGUCCUCAGGCACCGAGGGGACUUCUGGCUCCUAAGGCAGAAAGAAUACAGAUGCAGUGAGUUGCAUUUUGGAGUAGUUUCAAAGAAAAGUGGCCCAAGGCCCGGAGCGUAAACCAUAUCCCUCUGUGAGGGAAAGGGGCUAGGUAUGCAGAUGAGUGCUCUCCCACCUCUAUCCGCAGAGAGAAGCUGCUGUUGGGUUUAGAAUUCUUAGGCUGAUCUAUCUGUCCAAAAUUUCCAUUUUUGAUGAUCAAAAGAGGGAUGUGUCCAGUGACUGGGGAAUUCCAUCUAGCUUGCUUCUUUGGAUCGGGAUGCAAAAGACAUGUUUGUUCAGACAGCCCUGGGUAGCACUUCCACUGGCCAGUUGGGGGUAGUCUUAGAAGUCAUUAUAAACAGAUACUUAAGACCUAGCCAGUCUGCCAGUUGUUGCUGUGGUUUUCAGAGGCAGCUGCCCAGGCUCCCAUCUGUGCACAGCCUUUCAUAGCUAAGACACUGCCAGAUCUGCUGGCGUAUAUGCUUAAUCCAGAAAAGCCCCCAAGCUGCUCACCAGAGUCAUCUGCUUGUCUUCUGCAUACUCUACCAGCUGGGGAGAGUGCAGGCAACCGCAGCCAACCCCUCAUUUGUUGAAAACCAGGUGUGGUGGCAUACAUUUGUAAUCCCAACACUUGGAAGGUGGAGACAGGAGGAUCACAAGUUUAAGGCCAGCCUGGGCUGGGUAGCAAGCUCCUGUCUCAGAAAACCAAAGGCUGGUGGGUGUAACUUAGGGUUAGAAUGGUUGGCUAGUGAGCGCAAGGCCCUGGGUUCAUUCCCGACAGCACACAUGCAAAGUAUAGCCAAAAUAUACCACUACCUAAAAGGAUGUAUCUCUCCCCAACACCACCUAAGUGACUCCAGAACCAAAACCUCAUGAAGGAACCAGGGUGGAGGUGGUAAAACCAGCUCUCAGCUCCCCUUCUUUCCUCUCUGGCAAGUGGUCCCCCAAAUCUCCCUGAGCUCCGCAAUUGCAGGCUGUGGCAGCACCUCUAGGAUGUUUGGAUUAAGAUCCUAGCACAGAUUGCCCAUGGGCUCUGCUCUGACCCCUAGAGGAAAUAAGCACUCUGCGACCCAGGGGCCAGAUGCUUCUAAGAGAUUUAGCAAAUGCAAGGAAUCCAAAGGAAAAGUUCACUUUCAGGCUGAGAGGCAAUGGUCCCCAGAGUCCUGAAAGCCAGAGGUCUUGGUGGCACAGGUCUUACCUCUCCACCGAGUCCCUCCCAGAGGGUCAUCUGCUAGGGAAGGCACCCUCUGCAAACCCCCAACACCACUGCUCCACUGCUCUGAGUUUGUGCCUGGUGUGUUGAGGUUAUGGUCAUUGGGAAUGAGCGUGAAGACGGACCUUCUGUUCGUCUGCAAAUACCGUGAAGAGCUGAUACUUUUCUGUGAAGUGGGCUAGCUUUUAUCUGGUCUCCCUGGAACCCAGCUCCCAGCCUAACAGGAAGCAACAACAUGCAAACCCCUCUACAGCCGUGCCCACUAGAAGACAAGAAAGAGAAGCUCUGCCCUUGUCAUAAUGUUUAAUCACAUAAAUUAAUUUAUCUAAUCACAUAAAUUAUUUUUUUUAUUCAUCAGAAAUAAACUUUUAAAGC
Messenger RNA from Microtus oregoni (creeping vole), 11964 nucleotides. RefSeq names its product talin 2 (gene Tln2). Gene Ontology annotation, cellular component: focal adhesion; plasma membrane; cytoskeleton. Gene Ontology annotation, biological process: cell-cell adhesion. The transcript has 59 exons. The record is from RefSeq and is a predicted model, not a curated record. Lineage: Eukaryota; Metazoa; Chordata; Mammalia; Rodentia; Cricetidae. Bases 332 to 8011 code for a protein of 2559 amino acids. Gene Ontology annotation, molecular function: structural constituent of cytoskeleton; integrin binding; actin filament binding.